Messenger RNA from Rhinolophus ferrumequinum (greater horseshoe bat), 465 nucleotides. Its product is annotated as protein SSX7-like. Gene Ontology annotation, biological process: regulation of DNA-templated transcription. The record is from RefSeq and is a predicted model, not a curated record. Gene Ontology annotation, cellular component: nucleus. Bases 1 to 465 code for a protein of 154 amino acids. The transcript has a single exon. NCBI's taxonomy places the organism in Eukaryota, Metazoa, Chordata, Mammalia, Chiroptera, Rhinolophidae.
AUGGCAAAGCUGGGAGACUUACAGAAAAGAACCUAUGUGUACAUGAAGAGAAACUACGACUACAUGACUCUCAUAGGUCUCAAUUCCAACCGCCCAUAUUUCAUGUGUUCUCUGAAUCAGUCUACACAUGCUCCUGAGAGUAAUUUUGAUGAAGAUCAGAGCCCCGGGAAUCAGAAUGAAAAUCCGCAAGAGGCUUCCGAUGUGCAAUGGAUAGAAGACGAGAAGGAGAUGCCCAUGGAGCCGACAAGGGAAGAAAAUGAUACGAUGCCACUACCAGUAACGCCUGCCUCGGAGCCGGCUCCGAAAAAGCUGUGUACCCCAGGAGAAGUGAGUUCCUCUGGUCAGGAGACUGAGAAGAUGUCAGGACCCAGCAAAGUGAAGUCUAGUGUCUGGGCCCACAGACUGCAAGAAAGAAAGAACAGAGUUGUAUAUGAAGAGAUUAGUGACCCCGAGGAAGAUGACUAA